Neurospora hispaniola is the source of this 1453-nucleotide messenger RNA. RefSeq lists its product as uncharacterized. Bases 355 to 1293 code for a protein of 312 amino acids. The transcript has a single exon. The record is from RefSeq and is a predicted model, not a curated record. Lineage: Eukaryota; Fungi; Ascomycota; Sordariomycetes; Sordariales; Sordariaceae.
CUUGACUUACUCACUGGAUGUCACGAAAGCGAUCGUUAUUCAGGUCUGUGAUCAAUAGAGCCGCUGGCGUGGAAUGGUCUGGCGAGUCGCUGAUUCUCUCGUCCGUUGAGAUUGCCCUUUCGGGAAUUGGAUGAACGACAGUUUAAGUGAUGAACCACAAAAACUCCACAACCAGCCGAGGGAUGAGAAAGGUACGUAGAUCGCCGCGCGUGCCCAAAAUAAGAAUAAAAAUAAAUUAGAGAUGGACCUUCGCGACCAGACCGCAGGGGAAAAAAAGAUUUAAAGAGCAACGCCGGCUUGGUGUCUGCAGAAACCAAGAGGGCAUGACGCUGUUCCAUCCAACAAACGACAGAUAUGUUCCUCGGCGGCAAUCUGCUCCCUCUGCCUCAGCCCAAGCGGAAUAAGACCGAACAAAAUUCUCUUUCCCCCCCUGGAGCAGUGGCGGAUGCAACGAGCACAACUCGGCGGUCGAACACGCAUAUACGGAAAGAAUCCCGUACGACGAGCAACCACAAUCGGACUGUCCUGGGCCGACAAAAGAGAGCCCCAGCCUGGGCAAAGUGUGAGUGUGAUCUCACACACCUUGACACUUCACUUGUCCCAAUUUCUCUUGUCCGGAAAUCCAACCGGACUGGCGGGAUGUGGAUUCAAGCCCUCCCAGAGCACGGGGCCCUGCAACGAAUUGUGACAUUGGGUUCGCUUCGCCCCAUUCCAAGGAGAACUAGCCGGAUAAAUCGGAGCACAUGGAAUGAGGGAGAUCCUAUCGUGGAUCAACAGGGCAAGGAUGUAUUGUCCAAGUGGCCCAGCGGUGCUCAGCCCACGGGCAGGCCAGUCCCGAGGGACUAUUGGAGAGACCGUACGUCUGGCUGCCAUGCUCUCAGGGGCAAAAACGAUGACGGGGGGAAAAGACCAAAAGGAUUGGUGUACAACAAACGCAAGAUGCUGCGGGGUGGUAGUUGGACCACGCAAAAGGGAAGCUCCACCAUACGGCCUGAACCCAGGGCUCAGCUUCUGAAACAUCAAACAUUGCUGCUUGAUGGUAGGCCACUUGCUAAGCGGACCGUAUUUCCGCUUCCUCUACUUUCUCUUAUGUUUUAUGGCUCCAUCCCUCUUUUUCGCUUGAUAUUCCCUUCCCCAUUUGCCCCCAGGGGGGCCUUCGUGGCUGGUCUCCACGACAUUUCGGAGAUCGUGCCAUUCCCAGAUAACAAGCUCUUGGGCCCAUCAGCGCACGGCCUGGGAGCUUGGCUGUUCGAUCCUGUACGUACCAGGUCUCCAUUAUAUGCAUUGCCAUGAUUCACAGGCGUACGGUAACACCGCAACAACAAACAAGAGUGGACGGGGUUAGCGUAGGAACCCGAGGUGCGUAGUCUCACGACGUUAGAAGAGACGCCAAUUAGCUAUGCUUGCUAUGCAAAGGGCCGGCAGUCGUCCACGCCCUUGACAGAUCCCUUGG